GGCACACUUCACUGGAGCCGACUCAUUGCUGUAGCUACACAUUCCUCUGUGCUGAGGGGCUAACGUGAGGCUGGGACAAUGUCUAAGCUUGAAGAGCACCUGGAAGGGAUCGUCAACAUCUUCCACCAGUACUCAGUCCUGACAGGGAACUACGACACCCUCUCCAAGGGUGAGCUAAAGAAGCUGCUGACGAAGGAAUUUUCAAACACCAUCCAGAAUGCCAAAGACAAAGGUGGUAUUGACAAGAUAUUCGAAGGUCUGGAUGCCAAUAGAGACCAGCAGGUUGACUUUGUUGAAUUUAUGACCCUGGUGGCCAAUCUGCUGCGACUUACCCAUGAAGAGAUCCACAAACCUUAGGAAACUCUCUGCCUUUCUCCCAGCAGUGCCUUUAAUUCCCCCCCCUUGCCUGAGGGGAGGGAAUCAAUAAAACAUGCUCAGGAAAAGCUC
Otolemur garnettii (small-eared galago) is the source of this 447-nucleotide messenger RNA. Its product is annotated as protein S100-A12. Gene Ontology annotation, biological process: endothelial cell migration; positive regulation of canonical NF-kappaB signal transduction; antimicrobial humoral immune response mediated by antimicrobial peptide. The record is from RefSeq and is a predicted model, not a curated record. Gene Ontology annotation, cellular component: extracellular exosome; cytoplasm. Gene Ontology annotation, molecular function: RAGE receptor binding; calcium ion binding. Lineage: Eukaryota; Metazoa; Chordata; Mammalia; Primates; Galagidae. The transcript has 3 exons. The coding region runs from base 79 to 357 and encodes 92 amino acids.